Messenger RNA from Impatiens glandulifera, 1486 nucleotides. RefSeq names its product heptahelical transmembrane protein 1-like. The transcript has 4 exons. The record is from RefSeq and is a predicted model, not a curated record. Bases 191 to 1336 code for a protein of 381 amino acids. Gene Ontology annotation, cellular component: membrane. Gene Ontology annotation, molecular function: signaling receptor activity. Gene Ontology annotation, biological process: response to hormone. NCBI's taxonomy places the organism in Eukaryota, Viridiplantae, Streptophyta, Magnoliopsida, Ericales, Balsaminaceae.
AAUAGCCCUAAAACUGCACUUAAUACUCUCUCUCUCUUCUUUCUCUUGUCUCUCCCAUCUCCAAGGAGAGAAAGAAACACAGAACGAAGAAGAAGAAAGAAAGAAGAAUCAAAUCUAUAUAAUAAAGUGUGUGUUUGUGUUCAUCAUUCUCCUUAAUCACCCAUCAAUUCAGAUCAAUUCAUCAGGAGAAAUGAAGAGGGUCAUAGAAGGAUCCGGGUCUAUUUGGAAGAGGAAAAUGACAGAAAUAGAUCAGAAAGAGAUUGGAUCUAUUAACAGUACCUCCUCAAUCGCAAUCACCCCACAAACAACAACAAAAGGCGGCAAGAAGAAAACGAAGGGAGUGAAGAAGAAGAAGAACAAACCAAAACAACCCCCACUUCUGUUGUUUCAUGAACUGCCAGAGUAUAUGAAAGACAAUGAGUACAUUCUCAGACAUUAUAGAGCCAAUUGGUCCAUUCGUCAAGCCUUUCUCAGCUUAUUUCGAUGGCAUAAUGAGACUCUCAACGUAUGGACACACUUAAUUGGGUUUGGAUUGUUUCUGAGUUUGACCAUGGCUAAUUUCCUACCUGUUCCUCAUUUGGUUGAUUUCCUUUGUGUAUUUCCGAGUUCUUUACCGGUGAGGUCAGAGGCUAACACAUCCCAGAAUUUAAUGUAUCCAGUCCCAACAAAGCUAAUUGAUCUAAAUCAGCCAUCAUCAACUGAAAUGGAUUGGGCAUCAUCAAGUUCACCUGCGGUGGUGGAGAAAUGGCCAUUCUUUAUAUUCCUCGCCGGAGCAAUGUUCUGUCUACUCUCAAGCAGCAGUUGUCACCUCUUCUGUUGUCACUCACACAACCUAAACAUCUUCCUAUUAAGAAUAGAUUAUGUUGGAAUUGCAGUAAUGAUCAUCACCUCCUUCUUCCCUCCAAUCUAUUACAUCUUCCAAUGCCAACCCUUAUGGCAAAUCCUUUACUUGAGUGGAAUAUCCGUGAUGGGUACAAUCACAAUCGUUACUUUGCUCACUCCGACCUUCUCCUCUGGUAAAUAUCGCGGAUUCAGGGCUUUACUGUUUGUGGGUAUGGGUCUUUUUGGUUUGAUUCCUGCUGUUCAUGGAACUGUGGUUAAUUGGAAUGAACCGAGAAGGAAAGUGAUUCUGGCUUAUGAGUCUGCAAUGGCUGUGUUUUACUUGACGGGGACAGGGUUUUAUGUUAGCCGAAUUCCGGAAAGGUUUAAACCUGGUUGGUUUGAUCUAGCUGGGCAUAGUCAUCAGAUUUUUCAUGUAUUUGUUGUAUUGGGAGCAUUGGCUCAUUAUGGUGCUGCAUUGAUAUUCUUGGAGUAUAGAGAAAAAGUUGGAUGCUGAUCAAAUUUCAAUUAUUUAUCUUAUUUAAUAAGAGAGAUCAAUUUGUUUGAGGUUUGGUUUAGGCAUUAUUUAUUAUUAAUUAUUCACAUGUAAUGUAAAACAACAAGGACAUAUCAUCAUUAUUAUAUGUUUUUCUUUCUUUUUUCUUUA